Styela clava is the source of this 2530-nucleotide messenger RNA. Lineage: Eukaryota; Metazoa; Chordata; Ascidiacea; Stolidobranchia; Styelidae. The record is from RefSeq and is a predicted model, not a curated record.
ACAGGUAUUUCAUAAUUCAAAUCAAAAAAUUUGGAAGAGAAUAUGUCAGAUUUAGAAAACACAGAUACCGUGAUAGAAGAAACUCGAAUUAGUAGAAAGAAAAUGAUCGCUAUCGGCGUCUUCAUCAUUGUGUUUCUUAUAGUUAUCGUCGUUUUAGGAGUCGUUCUUGCCAUAAUUUCACCCACGAUACCUGAGCAAACUACAGAUACUGACAAACUAAUUUCAAGUCAGCAACCGAUCAAUACUUCUGUUGCAAUUGAGACUACAACUGCGCAAGCUACAACAGCAAAUAUGAACAAUAUGUAUAUGGUUCAACAGCCUGUCACGCAAUUUUAGCCAAAAAGACCCUGAACCUACUGAAAAAGGGACAAUGACGACAAGAAAAUUCUUAUUUAUUCGUCGACUUAUUCAAUACAUCAUCAUUACUUUACUAUUCAUCACUACUUUACUUUGUCAUCUUUACUUGUCAAUCGUCAGAACAUGUUUGUUUAUGAACUUUUUAUUGAAUACAUCGCCCAGUAUAUAUUUAAAUUGAUUCAUAAUUAGUAUACAGAAAUUGCAUCUCAUAGCUCACGACUUGUUUGUUCACAUUUCAAGAUGAGUACUUUCAAUGGUUUAAUUUGUGUGGUUUCAGUAAAUUUGGAAUGUUAUUGUGGAUAUUAUCCAAUGCGAAUAUACACAAUAAGUUUUACAACGCGUAAUGAUGUUUUUAAUUACUCUUAUUUGUGUACUUCGUUGUAUUACACGUAUGAGGUAAUGAGAGCAUGCCCCGCAGGAGAAAUCUAUUAUUCACAUUCAAUUAAUAAUACGGUGAAGGGUGAUUUACUUAAAGAUUUCUAAGUACAGAAACUUUAACAUUUAUAUUAAUGAACUUGCUGGAGAAGCUUCUAUGUUCAAAAGCUUAAAGGCGUGAGUUAGUAAAAGAUUCUAACGUGCAAUUUUUGGAUACUCCCGUAGUGUGUACCAGGUUAAGGUUAGGCCAUAAUUUAUUCCGAUUUUUCCUAUUUUAGUUCGAUUACAAUUUCACGGACUGUUUGUGUUAGUCAAUGGAAUAUACCCCUUGCAUACAAGUAUCAGUCCUUUCACACAACUUGAUGUAAAGUAGGCGAACAAAAAAGGUGCGGCCAAUUUGAAUAAAAAAGUCUACUAAAGCUUUCAAAUUGAAAAUUGUAUUACCUAUUGCGAUUUUUAUGAAGAUGGAGCAAUUCUCUCAAAAUGCAACUAGCUCAUAUUACAAUGUAAACGAAACCCAUGAACCAAACGCAGCGAUGUAUUGGACCGUCUUCAUCAUUUUAACUCUUGGGGUUGCAGCGAGUGCAUUGUACCUGUUCGUAGUUUUCAUUCAUAAAGAGAUCAACUUCACUUCACGAAAAGGAGACUCUAAAGCUGUAAUGUUGGCUAAGAUAAUGAGAGUGGUUAAAAUUUUUAUGACAUUACUCAUAUUUCUUGAAAGUGUUACCAGCGCAGGUUUUAGAGUGUUUUCUUAUAAAGGUAUCCCUGGAUAUUGCUACAUCGGAGAAAUAAGUAAGGGGGCACUAGCAAAUGUUGGGAGCCUUACUAUAUAUCUUAUAUUCUGGCUCAGACAAAGAAUGUUAUACAAUAACUCAGUACUGCGGGAUUUGACAAAUGUUUUCACCCGAACCCUAAGUGCUGCUGCGCUAUCGUUGAUUGUUAUAUGGCAUGUUGGUAUCGGUAUUGUAUUUUCUAUGAUUGAUCCCAUUUAUGAGAUUGUAAACUAUGACUGUAAGCUUGUAGAUAGUGAUAAAGUUAUGACCAUGGUAUGGAUUGCACUUUUUAUCACAAUUAUACUUCUUCAAUCCAUACUACUAUUUCUUUUCGCCCACCCGCUUUAUAACCAUCGAAAAGAGUCAAAAUGGAUGGAUAAUGAUACGAAAAACACGAAUGAUAUGCUUCACGUCCUACAGCGGGCGUUUGCUUCAGCGCUAGCGUUUGUCAUUUCCGGAGCUCUAAUAAUUUUUAUUAGCGGAUUUGUAAAACAUGAUUGGGUUGGACCAAUUCUCUACUCCACAGGACAAUUCAUCGACCUUGUUGUUGUUACUUUGUCAUUUACUGACUGGAAACAAACGGUGAUGCCUUGCUGUACUGAACCAAUUAAUCAAUUCUCUACACGCAACACCACACGAACAUUUGCAUUAUCCAUGCGUGUUAUGCCGAAUUCGACAUCAAGUCCGCAGAAAUAAGACAUAUGAAGUUGUAAAAUAUUGAUGAACAUUAUAUCAGAAAACAAUGAACAAAAAAAGUUGUAUUGAAUGUUAAUGCAAAGAUAAACAUUUUUUUCUAGUCUUCUGCCUAAGUUUUAUUACAAACAAAUCAUUUAUCAUUGCAAAAGAAAGAUAAUUGCAUUGGGUUGAUUACCUUACCUCUAAUUUACUUGAAAUGUCGUUUAUCUCAUAGCUUUGUUAUUUUUUUCAGAUUUAAUGUGCUGAUUUAUUUAAAGUGUUUCGUUUUAUUUGUUUUUUCAUUGUAUAUAUAACUUGCUUGUUUAUAUAUUAUUUCUUAUUAGUAAAUU